Molecule: messenger RNA, 1701 nt
Organism: Anoplopoma fimbria (sablefish)
Lineage: Eukaryota; Metazoa; Chordata; Actinopteri; Perciformes; Anoplopomatidae
Gene: srpx2
Product: sushi-repeat containing protein X-linked 2
Exons: 11
Coding region: 97-1452 (451 amino acids)
Source: RefSeq, a predicted model, not a curated record
GACCUAGAAGGAUCCUUCUCAAAAAAACUGCGGAGACUCUGGUAUGACGGGAGCGCUUAUUGUCUUCAGCGGGGAUAAUAAAAAAAGACUGUCAACAUGCUUCUCAUCCGCUUUGUUGCUGUGUUCAUUUUAUACUUCACAGCCUGCUCUGGGACCACAGUGGAUGACAGCUACAAUGACUUUGUAGAAGAAGACAAUACUCCUCAGCUGGACUACACAAACCCGCACUGGUGUCACUCUCCGGGUCUGAUCAAUGGCGAGUUGACCUGCCACUCUCCUCGAGGCCCCGCCUACAGGAGCACAUUGGGAACCCGCUGUGAGAUGAGCUGCGACCGAGGAUUCCGACUAGUGGGCAAGAGCUCCAUUCAGUGCCUCGCCAGCAGACGAUGGUCCAGCACGGCCUACUGCCGCAAGAUGCGUUGCCAUUUGCUGCACCUCAUUCCAUACGGCAGAUACACCUGCACUCAUGGCUUCAUGGUGGACUCCAGGUGCGACUUCAAAUGCCGACCCGGCUAUCGCAUCGAGGGGGAGCACUCACGCACCUGUCAGCGCAGCGGCUCGUGGAGCGGAGCGCAGCCAGUUUGUGAAGAUACCGAUCCUCCAAAGAUCAAGUGUCCUCCAUCCAGACUCAAGGUCGCCGAGCCUGGAAAACUAACUGCGACGGUGACUUGGGACCCCCCUGCUGCCACAGAUACUGCUGAUAAAUCACUUGAUGUGAUACUGGUAGGCCAGCAGCCAGGCACCGACUUUAAAGAGGGAGCAAUCGUCAUCCGAUACAAAGUGUAUGAUCAAGCCAGAAACAGAGCAGCCUGCAAGUUUAUUGUGCGUGUUGAGGUGAGAAGAUGUGCAGCUCUACCUCCACCUCUGCACGGCUACCUCACCUGCUCCUCUGAUGGGAAUAACUACGGGGCAACAUGUGAAUACCACUGUGACGGAGGAUAUGAACGGAGGGGCGUAUCUAGUCGUGUCUGCCAGUUCAACCGCAGCUGGGGAGGAAGCCCUGCUGAGUGUGUUCCUAUGGAGAUUAAAUCAGAUGUGAAGACAGUCUCUGCUCUCCUGGAUCAGUUCUAUGAAAAGAGGAGGCUGCUGAUCAUGUCUGCGCCCAACAUAUCUGACCCAGACUACCAGCUGCAGAACCUCAUGAUACAAAAAUCAGACUGUGGAUUAGACUUGCGACACGUAACCGUCAUCGAGCUCCUCGGCUCACCGCCUCGAGAGACGGGUCGCAUUAAAGAAAGUCUGCUCAGCUCUGAAGUCAUCGAGGGUUUGAGACAAGUGUUCAGAAUCUCCAGAUUCUACUUCAGCAUGUUGCUGCUGGACGACCUCGGAUCGGACCGAGAGCGCUUCAUCACCCCGAUGGCGUCAGAUGAGCUGUUCUCUUACAUCGACAGCUUCCUACUGGAUGAAGAGGAGCGAGAGAGACUGGAGCUCCACAGGGACUUCUGUGACUGAUUUAACAAACCUCUAUGGUUGCCACAGCGAUAAACUCAUCAGCUUUACUAAACACAAGAUGAGGGAGGAGGACAAACAACCAGACACCAGGUCCAGAAGGACAUUAGGAGAGAGAAGAGGACAAGAAGGCAGUUCCUCAUGUUCAAAUGUGAUCACUUAACAACACUGAAGUUCUAGCACCAUUUUCUCUCUCAGAGAAUCCAGAAAAUGGUCAUCACAAAUGCAGACAGUAAAACACAUUAUUAAAAA